This is a messenger RNA of Clavispora lusitaniae ATCC 42720, 5433 nucleotides long. It is a transcript of the gene BNI1, whose product is annotated as formin. Gene Ontology annotation, cellular component: cellular bud neck; mating projection tip; cell division site. Gene Ontology annotation, biological process: mitotic actomyosin contractile ring assembly; barbed-end actin filament capping; actin filament bundle assembly. Gene Ontology annotation, molecular function: actin binding; small GTPase binding. Lineage: Eukaryota; Fungi; Ascomycota; Pichiomycetes; Serinales; Metschnikowiaceae. The record is from RefSeq and is a predicted model, not a curated record.
AUGUCCAGCCGCCAGCGAAUAGACCCGUACCUGGCACACCACCUGGAGGCUCGAAACGCAUACUACCCGCCGAUCUACGGGCCCAAGGACGGCAAAAACAGGCGCAACGCCAGCGCCGGGUCGACCACGAGCGUGAACUCGGGCAACAGCGUGAGCAGCGCCAGCGCCAGCAUCACCACCGCCGAGAGCGACAGCCACAGCAUCCACAAUCCAUACUCCAUGAGCACGAACACCAAUACAAACACAUACUCAAACACGAACUCGAACUCAAACACAAACACAUACGCAAACACCACCACGAAUAGCAGCAUCAACAACACAAACGCAAACAAUUCAGGCCCGGGCCACACGCACACGGCGUCCGUGGCCAGUUUGGGCAGCAACCCCUACGGCACGCCGCAGCGGCACCGCACGUCGGCCAGCCUGAUCUUCUCGUUGCGCAAGACGCGGGACGACGACGCCGCGUCCAUUGCCAGCAGCGGCAGCCCGCGCCACCUGCGGGCCGCGUCGACGUUUCUGUUCCAGCAGCCCGACGACAAGAAAAAGGACCGCAAGACCAAGAAACGGCCCGACGCCAAGCAGGAGCGCGACAGGAAACAAGACGACCGCGACCGCCUCGACACGAGCGACGACCGCCCGGCCCGCACGGCGCUGCUCCCGCUCCUCUCGCGCAAACCGCGCGACCCGCUCGUUCGCCCUGUAAACCCGGUCGACAUCGAGCGCAUGUUCCGCGAGUUGAUGGACCGCCGCGACUUCCGCUCGCUCCCGCCCGCAGCACGCCAGGAAAUGCUUGCUUACGGCGUCGACAAGAAGUGGAUGUUGGUGUAUCAGGAUGCGCUCAGCGAACAGCACAAGCAGGGCCCUCGUGCGCCGGCCACGCCCGAGUUCUACACGCGGCGGCUCAUUGCCAAGACCAUCACCACUGACGAGCUUGGCAACUUGUGGGUGCUGUUGCGCACGGAGCCGAUCGACUGGGUGCGGGCGUUCAUCUUUGAUUUCCAGGGCGACGUGGCCUUGUCCAACUACCUUAUCAAGACGCAUGAGCAGAUGGCCGCGGGCGAUAUCGACGACGUGCUGGACGACAUCUUCAACCGCGAGUUUGCCAUCCUCAAGUGUCUCCGGUGCAUGAUGAACCAGAAACUCGGCGCCGAACGCAUCCGCACCGACGACGCCAUCUACAUUCUGGCAGUGACGGGCCUGCUUCUCUCGCCUCGAAUCGCCACGCGGAAAACCGCAGGCGACACCUUGACUUUCAUGCUUGCCUACUACAAUGACGACUUUCAGCUGAAACACCACAAGAUUCUUCGCGCCCUCGAUGCGCUCUCGGCACGCCCAUAUUUCGAGUUCGUGGCGCCUACGCCUCAGAACAAGAAAAACUUACAGCGACGUCCGCCGGCGCCUGACCAGUACCGUCGCUUUGAGCUCUGGCUCCAACUUGUGGCAAAGACUCUUGACGGGAAAGGGAAGUACAAAAACUCGCUUGUGGGAGCUAGCGAUGACCUCAAAACGGCAAUGUACGGCCUGAGCUCCAUGAACUCAUCCCACGUCGAAAAUCAGCUUCUCGAGUACUGCUUGAGCACCAUGCUUCUUCUCAACAAAAUCGUGGAGUCGGGCCUAGACUUCCGGGUCCGUAUUCAUCUCCGCGCUCAACUUCGUGCAGCAGGGCUUGACAUUCUUAUGGCCAAGUUCCGCGAGCUAGGCUACGAAAGUUUGGGUCGCCAGUGUGAUGUGUAUCAAGAGUUGGCCGAGGCAGAUGAGUUUGAGUUGCAAACCAAAGAGCAAAUCGAUGACAAGGUCGACUUCAACGAUCCCGUUGACUUGGUGCGCUCCUUGUGGCUGUCAGUACAAAACUCUGAGGCCGAGGGACAUUUCAUCAGCGCGAUACAGCACAUUUAUCUCAACCAGGUAGAGAAGAAAGAUAAUGCGGAGGACUUAGCCAGGAGCUUGCGUCUUCUCGAUGGCAUUGUGCAAAAUGUUUCCAAUGUUCAUACAACAAACGACGAUUCGGCAGUCGGAAUUGCUAUUAACAGGCUCUUUGCCGGUCUCAGCACAGACGACAUGUAUCGAAAGGCUUUGAGCGAAGCAAAAACAUACAAGAAACUCGCAGAGGAAGCAACAGCAGAAAGAGACGAAAUGUCCCGCCAACUUUCUUUGGGUGCAGAAGGGCUCAUUGCAAACCUUACCAAGGAUCUACGAGAGGCUGAAACUGUCCUUGCGCGGACGAGACGUUCGAAGGAAGAGCUCCAAGAAGAAAUUGAGGAGUUGAAGCGCAAGGUUCUUGUUCAGAAGCAGGAGCGUGAAGUGGAGAUGCGUGAGCUAUUAAUUAUGCUCAAUAAUUCUGAAAUCAAAGCCCGCAAAGCUGGUAGAAAAACGACCGUGCUGGUGGAGACAGAUAACGAGAAGCUUAUUAAAGAGCUUCAGAAGAAGGUCCAUCGCCAGAGAGCAGAGUACAAAUUGGACAACAAACAGCUCGGAACCCAUAUAGAACCGAGCGCACGUUUAAGGGCAUUGCGUGAACAAAUGAAUGAUAUUGAAAACUUGGCCAGAGAACUUGAAAUGACCGACUUUGAUACCUAUACAACCCCACGACCUGAAGUGACGGAGGAAACCACAGAAGAAGUUUCGGAGAGCGUUUCGCCUACAUCUAGCUCCUUUGACAGAAUUGAAGAGCAAGAGUCAGAGGAAGAGUCCGAUACAGAAGUAGUAGUUAUACCCGAGGGACCGAAGAGAGGUUGCCGAUCCGAUGAUUUAGAGAAACUUUCAAGCUUGAGGAAAAAGCUCGCAUCCUUGCAGAACGAGUCGAAUGAUAUUAUGAAGUUCAACAACAGUGCCAUGUUCUCCAAACAAAAGUACUUAGCCAUGGAGAGAUUACGUGAACUUGAACUUAAUUUCAAGGACUUUAACAUUGAUUUCAAUUCUAAUGAUGAUGACAUCAUGUCUCAAGAUGUUGAAGAGGACAUGAAACUAAAGAUACAAGAAGAGCUCGAAAAUGCUAAGAAGGUGAAUCAGGAAUUAAACGCGCAACUUCGGGCCUUAAAGGAUAAGAAAUCUAAGCGUUACUCAGUUAACCCUUCGUCUGAUGUAUUGAAGAAACUUGAAAAAGAGUACGGCCAAGGAAAGGUGAAAUCCGAUAGUACAGACGUUACGAGAAGUACAAACGCCCCAGUAAGGGACUACAGAAAUAAUAGACUUUCAUCUAUCAAUGGCAAGAGUCCUCAUUUCCUCAAGGAAUUGAGCUCCAAGGUUCUGAAAACCGAAGCGAUCACUCCUUCUGACGAUGAAAGUGACCAGUUCGAAGAUUCUUUGGAAGUUGUGCAGAAGCCAUCGUCCAUCCCACCUCAAGCUAAAUCCACCCCUGCACCGCCUCCGCCUCCGCCACCUCCACCUCCACCUCUUCCAGGGUUAUUAAGUGAAGCCAAUUCCCAGUCAGCUCCACCACCACCGCCACCUCCUCCACUUCCUCCCUCACUUGCCGGUCAAGGAGGUACACCGCCACCGCCACCACCACCACCGCCUCCUAACUUUGGAAGCCCUGGAGCUCCUCCUCCACCGCCGCCUCCACCGUUCCCUACUUCGAGGACACCUUCAGUCUCUGUCGAGGCAUCUCCUGAGCCUCGGGAGAUAUUGAGUCUGUUCCCUAGACCGAAGAAAAAGAUGAAGCAAUUGCAUUGGGAGAAAUUUGAUUUGUCUGAGAACAGUUCGAACACUUUCUGGCAGAACUCCAAGCCUGAAAGUAUGGUUAGUGAUUUAAUGGAUAAAGGUAUUUUGGACGAAAUUGAAGCUAUCUUUGCCGCCAAAGAAAUCAAGAAGCUUGCCACAAAGAAGAAGGAGAAUAUUGAUAGGGUAACCUUUUUACCAAGAGAUAUGGCUCAACAGUUCGGCAUCAAUUUGCAUUCUUUCAACUCUUAUCUGGAUGAAGAGGUGAUACAAAAAAUCUUACGUUGUGACAAGGAUGUCUUGGAAAGUCAAACAGUGCUCGAAUUUCUUGCUAAGGAGGAAAUUGUGGAAGUUUCUAAUGGUUUAGCCAGAAACUUAGAACCAUACUCCACAGACUACAAAGCUGAUGUGAUAUCCAAACCGGAGAAAGAUCCUAACGAAUUACAAAGACCUGAUAGAAUUUACUUGGAGUUGAUCUACAACUUGCAACAUUAUUGGAAAUCCAGGAUUCGUGCCUUGAAAACCAUUGCCACAUUUGAAAAGGACUACGAAGAGCUUGUUCAAAAACUUCGCAAUAUUGACGAUACUGUAGAAAGUAUCAGACACUCCAAGCACUUGAGAAGUGUAUUUGACAUCAUCUUAGCAGUUGGUAACUAUAUGAACGAUACUUCGAAACAAGCAAAGGGUUUCAAAUUGAACUCGUUGCAACGUUUAAGUUUCGUGAAGGAUGACAAGAAUAGCAUGUCUUUCUUACACUACGUCGAAAAGACUGUGAGAACUAUGUAUCCUGAACUCUUGGGAUUCAUUGAUGAUCUCUCAAAGUGUAUGGAAGUGUCGAAAUACUCCAUCGAAAACAUUUCGAGCGAGUGUAGAGAGUACGCGCAAGCUAUAAAGAAUGUUCAGAGUUCAAUUGACAUUGGCAAUUUGAGUGAUGUUUCUGUUUUCCAUCCAAAGGAUCGGGUACUCAAGGUUGUCACACCAGCUUUGCCAAAGGCCAAGAGGAAAGCAGAUUUGCUUCUUGAUCAAGCAGAGUGUACUUUCAAAGAGUUUGACAAUUUGAUGAAAUACUUCGGCGAGGAUCCAGAUGACAGUUUUGUCCGUAACUCGUUCAUCAGCAAGUUCACAAACUUUGUGACUGAAUUCAAGAGAGUACAAAAGGAGAACCUCAAGAGAGAGGAAGAAUUGAAGGUAUACGAGCAAAGAAAACGGCUUCUUGAAAGCAACAACAAGCAAACGAAAGCUGCUAAGGAGAAGAAUGGAAGUGAAGAUGAUGGAGAUGCUGAUGUUAUGGAUUCUCUUUUAGAAAAGUUGAAAGCAUCUGGUCCAAAACGUGGGGAAGCAUCUUCUGCCAGAAAGCGGGCUUUGUUCAAGAAACACAUUAUGGAAAGCAUGAAACGGCAUGAUGACGGUUCUGCUACAGGAAGUCCAAAUGACUCGUUCUCUGAUCUACUGGAAUCUCAGAACGAAGACCCCAAUGAUGCAGAUAUAGGUUCACGUGCUCGGAAUUUACUUCAAGAAUUACGAAAAGAAGAGAGUUCUGACGGAGACCGUCCUAUGACUGCAGCAAGUCAGUUUCGGCAGCAAAGACAGCGGAGGAAGCAAAUAAAUGCUAAUUCAUCCGAUGCCAUCAGUGAAGAAAAGGACAUGCAGACGCAUGAAUCCGUCAAUGAGAAGGAAGAAUCAGAGAAAGAAGCUGGUUUGAAAGAUACAGGAAAGGAGAUAGAGACAAGCAAAGUAGGUGAAUCAGUUACGGUUCAAGAAUCCAGCGACCUUUGA